Molecule: messenger RNA, 2808 nt
Organism: Purpureocillium lilacinum
Lineage: Eukaryota; Fungi; Ascomycota; Sordariomycetes; Hypocreales; Ophiocordycipitaceae
Source: RefSeq, a predicted model, not a curated record
AUGACUUCCAGCAAUGUCAGCUCCCGCGAAGCUCACAGGACUUCAGACGGCCCCAGGCCCCAUAGGCGCCCCUCCGGCGCCACGACCACCACCUCUUCCCGUCCCUCCGCAUCCGCCGCCCGCGACUCGGCCCAGAGCAACGCGACGGCCAGCGUCUUUUCGCGCACAUCCACCUCGACGGAUCUGACGGCAAGCUCCAGCACGGCUUCAUCGGCCGGCGGCCUGCUUCCAUCCCGUACAAGUGGAGGCGAUCGCGACUCCUUUGUCUCCAUCGUCGACGACCCCUUUUUCAGUCGCUUUGGCCCCGCCAUCGAAGAGAACGACGCCGAGACACCCCACCGCGAGCCGUCAUCCGAAGACGAAUCCUCCCCGACCGAUCGUGACGACAGCGAUGACAACGACAAGACCCAGCGCUGGCCGCCUCCACGUCGAGAGUCAUUAACUAUUGGCCCUUCGCAAUACUACUGGCGGAGGAGCUCCGGCUACAUGCCCCGGGGUGUCUGGGGACGCUCCGCCAUGGAGAGCUACAACGUCGCCGUCAUCGGCGCAUCCGCCGUCGGCAAGUCGACCCUCAUACAGCGUGUCUUUACGCUACCCCGGCCGCCCAUAUCCAACGCCUCGACCGUACGGCAAGUCGUGGACAAUGUUCCAAUCAUGGUCACCCUUCUCGAGCUGGAUCUCGACCACUUCGAAUUCAGUCCCCCCGAAGCAAUACAAUGGCCCAAGCAGAUUAAUGGGCAUAUCAUUCCUCGGGUGGAUUCUGCAUUGAUCCUCUACGACGUCACCGAUAAGAGGUCACUGCGUCAACUUCACGACGUCGCCACUGCUCUUGCCAACUCCAACCUUCCUGCCGUUCUUGUUGCUUGCAAAUGCGACGGCGUGGAGGAGGAGGACUGGGAGGUCGAUCCAGACAAAGUAGCCAUUCACGAGUGGUUCAAAUCGUGCAUCGCUAGCUACAAGGUGGCCAUAACGAAGCCCGAUGCGUGCCGAGCGUGCUUGCAAACCAUCUUGAGGGCUUCAAUAUCGCAUCGCAAAGACGACAACGGAGAGACAACGUCGCGAAGACGAGCCCGGUCAGCCGCCAACCUGGAGGCUCCCGAUCACACCGGAAGACCACUGAGCCAGCACAGCAAGCAUAGCCGAGCCAGCUCUGACUUUUCAGUUCUGCGCGGCUUCUCCAACGCGCAAGGAGGAGAUUCACAUCGCGCCCAAGCCUCGAGGAGUCCACGGCCAGGCUUCCGGUUCGAUAGACCAGGCGGCGAUUCAUUCCUCGAGCUGGAGGAGUCCGAGGGAGAGUCGCGCAGAAACUCUGACGACAUUCCGAUACUACAAAGGGGCGAUGAUGCGAUUGUCGAGAAGCAGCCGAGGGUCGCGGGUGUUACUUUCGACGAGCUUGUCGACCGCUUGCUCGCAAUGCGACUGUCUAGGGCAGAUAACAACUUCUCCGACAUCUUCCUCUGCUUGUAUCGAAAGUUCGCUGCGCCAGGAGAAUUGUUCUCCGCCAUCCUCCUCCGGCUAGAUCGAGUUCGCGACGACAAGACCGCACACUAUCUCACCAAGACAGCCACACAGCUGAGGAUUAUCGAGGUAGUGGCGAAGUGGGUGUCGCUGUAUCCCGGCGACUUCGCCCGACCAACGACGCGCCGCAAUCUCGAAGACUUCAUCAAACACCUCUCCACAGAGCCUGUGUUUUCCCUUGCCUCGCAGCAGAUGCGUCGAAACCUCCAGCUUAAUGUGAUUGUCGAUGAUGACACGGGGUGGGCAAACGCCGAUGACGCAGGCGACGAGCUUGCCAGCAAGAUCUUGUCCAAGGAUAUGAACGAGCUGCCCACUGGCAUGAAUGCCCUUCAGUUUGACGAAGAGACGGACGGACGACCUUCAAACAGCUCCGAGACGUCGGUCCCUGACAAGGCAAGCACGACAGGGUCGCAAUUCCAGUUCAACUCGUAUGAGGAGUACGAGCAGCAGGCGAGCCAGUUGGAGCCCACUGAUUACCUGCCCAUGAACAAGUUUCGAUACCACAUCUUCAUGGACAUGUCGGAUGAUGGUAUAGCCGACGAACUUACCCGCAUCGACUGGAUCAUGUUCUCUUCUAUCCGCAUUCGCGACUUCGUCCGCCACGUCAGCUUAUCCAGCGCGCAAAAGGAGAAGUGCAAGAGUCUGCGAAACGUGAAUCGCAUGAUCAACCACUUCAACCACAUCGCCAAAUGGGUUGCUAACAUGAUUCUGUUGAGGGAUAAGGCAAAACACCGGGCUCAGAUGCUGGCCAAGUUUAUGAACAUUGCCGUCAAGCUGCGGCAAAUGAACAACUACAACGGGUUGGCGGCGGUGCUGGCCGGGAUCAAUGGGACGGCUAUCCACCGGCUCGCUCAGACACGAGCUCUAGUGCCACCUGAUGUGCAAAAGCGCUUUGCGACGCUGACAAUCCUGAUGGGGACGCAGAAGAGCCACUUUGCGUAUCGUUUGGCUUGGGAAAACUCUCCGCUACCGCGGAUACCUUUCAUCCCCCUUCAUCGUCGGGAUCUUGUGUCGGCCGAGGAAGGCAGCAAGACGUUUGUGGGACCUGAUGGUGACCGCAUCAACUGGAAAAAAUUUGAGGUGCUGGGGGAAGUGCUACUGCCCAUCAUGAAGAGCCGAGGCACGGCGUAUCGCAACCUCAGCAAGCUCGAAAAUACCCGAGAUCUGAUACUGGGGUGCCGCAUGCCCACGGACGACGAGGAAAUCUACCAGCGGAGUUUGCAGGUCGAGAGCAGUUCGUCGGGCCCAGUAGAGCCAAGCAAGAAGAAGUUUCCUUGGUUUGCCAAGUAG